UCGCCGCUGUUACAGGACCAACAGACCACUUUUACUUCACUGAAUCUGUUUUCAUCUUUUAGCAAACAUCGAAAAUGAAGCACGUAUUUAUUUUUCUCUUGUUGUGUUUACGUGAGCAUGGUGUGUUUGGUGUUGACAAAAGCAGAGUGACAGUGAUGGAGGGAGAUUCAGUCACUCUACACACUGAUGUUAAAGUAACCCGGCAAACAACAAUUAAAUGGCAUUUUAAGAACAAUCUCAUUGCUGAAAUCACUGGAGCUCUCAGUUUUAGCUGUACAGAUGUUCAGUGUAAUAAUGGCACUGAGAGAUUCAAAGACAGACUGAAACUGGAUCAUCAGACUGGAUCUCUGACCAUCACGAACAUCACAAACACAGACUCUGGAGUUUAUACGGUAGAUAUCAGCAGCAGAAGAGGCCAAAUAAAGAUCUUUGUUGUUGCUGUACGUGAUGCUUCUGCUUUUCAACGAGAUAGAAUGAGGAGAAAGUCAGUGAUGGAGGGAGAGUCUGUCACUUUAAAUUCUCAUGUAACAAACAAACAAAAAGAUUUAAUGAUGUGGUAUUUUAAUGACACUCUCAUUGCUGAAAUCACUGGAGAUCAGAGUAAGAUCUGUACAGAUGAUCAGUGUGAAGAGAGAUUCAGAGACAGACUGAAACUGGAUCAUCAGACUGGAUCUCUGACCAUCACACACAUCAAAACCACAGAGGCUGGAGAAUAUAAACUACAGAUUAUGAGCAGCAGCAGAUUCAGCAUCAUGAUGAGCUUCAGUGUCACUGUCACUGGUAUUUACAGUGUUGGUUCAGAUGAAGUGUCAGUGUUCGUGUUGGAGGGAGAUUCAGUCACUCUACAAACUUAUGUAAAAACAAACCAACAAGAAAAGAUUAGAUGGUAUUUUAAUGGCAUUCAAAUAGCUGAAAUCACUGGAGAUCUCAAACAUAUCUGUACGGAUGUUCAGUGUAAAGAUAGUGAUGGGAAAUUCAGAGACAGGCUGAACCUGGAUCAUCAGACUGGAUCUCUGACCAUCACAAACAUCAAACGCACAGAUUAUGGACUUUCUGAGCUACAGGUCACCCACAAAAGAGGCAGAGUCAGUAGAAAGAUCUUCAUUGUUGCUGUAUAUGGAUUUUCUGGUGUUGGUUCAGAUGGAGUAUCAGCGUUUGUGAUGGAGGAAGAUUCAGUGACUUUAUACAUUGAUGCUAAAACAAACAAAUCGGAAGGUAUUAAUUGGAAUUUUAAUUUCGCUGUCAUCGCUGAAAUCAGUGGAGAUCUCAGUGAUUUCUGUACAGAUGUUCAAUGUUUUGAUUAUGGUACUGAGAGAUUCAAAGACAGACUGAAGCUGGAUCAUCAGACUGGAUCUCUGACCAUCACAAACAUCAGAACCACAGACUCUGGAGAUUAUUAUCUAAGAACUGGCAGGGGCCUUAGAAGAGCACGAGCUUCUGACUACCUCUACAGGGACCCUGAUUCAAUCAGUGUUUCUGUAUAUGAUGUUCCUGCUGCUCAAAGAGAUCAAAUGAAGAGAAAGUCAGUGAUGGAGGGAGAAUCUGUUACUUUAGACACUGGUUUCAUAAAAAACCCAAAUGAUAAUGACAUUCAUCGCUGA
Cyprinus carpio (common carp) is the source of this 1601-nucleotide messenger RNA. RefSeq lists its product as uncharacterized. The record is from RefSeq and is a predicted model, not a curated record. The coding region runs from base 75 to 1601 and encodes 508 amino acids. NCBI's taxonomy places the organism in Eukaryota, Metazoa, Chordata, Actinopteri, Cypriniformes, Cyprinidae. The transcript is spliced from 6 exons.